CGCUCCAGAAUCGGCCCCCACGCCUCCCGUCAAGUUUAGCGUUUCUUGGUUCAGCCAGUGUUUAGCGGUGCCCGGAACGCUAUGGAAGUUCGCUGAAAGUUUGUGUACCUAGAUUUGGAGAAUGGCCGAACUUGUCGCUUGGUAACGUGACAUUACGACACGGAGCAAUGAAUAUAGUGCAGCGAGUGUUUACGUUCCUGACAUUUUUCGUGUGCUGCGGAUGUUUGGCAUUCUUAACGGUGUCUCUCGCAACUCAGGAAUGGGUCGAGGCCAAGCCAGUGAUGUUAGUCUACGUCACCAACGACUCCAUACCGCAAACUGAAGGGAAAUUCAAAGGGGAGGUUAGUUUCGGGCUCUUCCAUGGCAAAAAAAUACUCAAUUACGGUCUCGGUCCCCGCCACUCAACUUUCAGCAUUAAGGAAGAGAUGCAAAGGAAUCCGAGCCUGAUGAUCUUCGGUCUGUGGCUGGUCACGGUACUGGGCAUUUCGCUGGCGCUCAUCUUCGGCCUGGUGAGCUGCAUCUUCGCCGUCAUCAACUCCGUCAUGACACCUGUGGAGAGCAUCACCGGUCGGACGGGCCUGUACGUGUGGAACGCCGUCGGAGGCUUGCUGUGCCUGGCCGCCACGGUGGCCUGGCUGGUGCAGUUCUGGCUGCGGCUGCGGCACAAUGUGAUGAGCGCUGAGGAGCAGCAGGACAAGUGGACAUCGGACGGCCGGGCCACCUUGGGCUACAGCUUCUACCUGCUGCCUGUGGCCCUGGUGCUGUUUGUUACCAACCUGGGCCUCCUGCUGCUGGCCAGCUGGCAGCCCUGGGUGUGGCGCCGCACACGCCCACCCCUGGGCCCCAAGAACGCCGAGGGGGCCAUCAUGCUCUACUAGCCUCUCGGGCACCCCGGUUGUGUGGCUCGCAAGAGGUGCCUCGCACUUUGGAAACACACGGAAUCUCAACAAGGAGAGUUCUCACCCGCAACCACUGCUCGCUGUUGCCCUCUCCGCAUGACUGUCCACUCGUCUCGAGAGAGUGCCAUUUUUCUUUGUCGUCGACAAUGUCGGGGUUAGCUCGUUUUGUGAGGUGGGGGAGUUAACUGAACAAAGGAAUGAGCAUUCCCGUCAUCCGGUUAAUGUCUGGCAGCACGCACACCUGGAUGUCCGUAGAGAGUGAAAAGAAAUGCAGCUGUUAAUGACCGCUGGACCCACUGUUCUGACGUAUUUUUAGCGUCUAAGCUCACACAUUCCCCCGGCUGCGUUUUAUUCGGGUAGGUCACGGGUCAUUUGGACUUGCCUCGACAGUCCGCCAGUACCAACUUCCCUCACCUUGCAGAAGGGGUCGGCCCUGAAGGCGUCAGCGGUGAGAAGGCCGGCUGCCACUGUGAUGUUCCUCCGAGAUCAGCAGAGGAUAAUAUGGACCAACCAGCUAUGAGGGUGGCAGUAUGUGCUCGAGGGUAGAGCACUGCACCGUCCCGGGCCAGCCCAAGCCAGGCCCACAGGUUGGGCUGGGGCCGGAUAGCACGCAUUUUCUCGGGUCCGGGCCGUACUCUGGCUUGAACAAAACAUUUUUCGGGCCGUGCCUGGGCAGUCGUGUGCCACAAGGUCUAAAUUGUUGAUGAAAAAAAGUGUGCUCAUUCAUCUUUUAAGACGUCUUGCACUUGGAAAGCCUUAAAGUGCAAAAAAGAAAACUUAUGAACUCCACCAGCAUAGUGGGAGAGAGUGCUCUUUAUGCUAACAAUUUUUAGGUUAAAACCUGCAAACUGUUUCGGGCUCAUGUUUAUAAUCUCUGGCCGGGUUCAGGCUCAUAUUUUAAAAAUUUUGUCGGGCUCGAGCCGGUCCGGGCUGUAUCUCUACCGGGCCGGGCCAGGCCUAGAAAUGAAAUAUUCUGUCAAGCUCUGGUCGGGCCCGGGCUGCGUCUCUACCAAGCUGGGCCUAGAAAUUCUGGCCCGUGCUGUGCUCCACUCGAGGCGAUGAGAGUGACUGUAUAUGCUCUAGACUAUGAGGGUGACAGCACAUGCUAUUCUGUUUCGCGAAAUUAAAUUGUUCAUUACACUAGUUGGUCCACAGCGCAAGUUUAGACCCACCAAAAAGCUACUGAAAGGUUGAAUACAAGACCCGCACUUUAAUUCAUACUCAAAAGUAACACCAAUUUCGGUGCUCCCAUUCAUUAUGUAAAUGCAAAUAUUUCUUAUCAAGAGAUCAGAGGAGAUGCCUCCCCCGUGUUCCCUCCCCUCUUGACCCACUUAUAUAUGCUGCUUAUAUUUCUCAUGCGGCUUUAUCGUGAUGUUCUGCCAAAAUCCCUUUGAACUUUAGGAUGCAGGGACAUACACCUGUUGCAGUCUACUGCCAAGUAUCCCGAAAGGAUCGGCCCAGUUGUGUCCUUGUGUGCGGUCACUGAUACACGGACUGCUUUUGCCAGAAUUUAUGUAGGCUGCUUUGGCCUACAUCAGUGUGUGUGACGGAUAUCGUAGAUGAUGCUCGUGCUGCAUCCCACAAUUUUGUACACUUUUUGUUUGUUUUCUGUUUCAAAUGUCCUUUUAAAACCAAAAUCUUUUUUUAUUAUUAUUAGCCAGGCAGCUUUUUUUAAAGUUGUGAAAAUAACUGGAGUGUUGUGUGGCACAACCUCUUCUUUUUAGAUUCUGUAAAACCGCAGCAUGCAAGGUUUAGUUGCAGUGUUUAAAUUGUUUGCAAGCAUUCGUCUCUGUGCUUCUCUUUCAAGCACCUCAACUAAAGUUCGUAGGAAAUUGGCCUUCUUUUUUUUUUUUUUUUUUCAGCCACACCACAUGCUGUCAAGAUCCCCUUCUUUUUGCACGUCUUAUCUCUUAUGCUUCAGUUUUGUGCCAAUUUUUCCGUGCCGGCAGCACCCCACCCUUGGAUCUGCUAUCAAUUUCAUGUUGGCAAGACAUUUUGAGCGAGGAAUAGCCACAUCGAGCUCUGGAGCCUCCUUGAGAAGGAAUUUUGCAUGUUUCGGUGUAGAAUUUUGAGUGCACAAUUUUUUAAAUCAACCUUUCAGUUGCAAGUGUGCCUUUUCCUUCUUGUACUUGCUCUUUCCUCAACUAAACCCCAAUAACAAAUUUGAAAGAAUUUGGACAGUUGUGGGUUAGCUGAAUUGCCGAGUGUUGUUGACCGGCUCAGGUAAAAUCCUGUUGAUUGCAGUGAUGCUGAACGAGUUAGUAAUGCAUCUGAAAGCAAACUCCGUCCAUCUUCUAUCUUCAUGGCCACUCCUGGUUCUCUGUGGACUGGUAACAUUAGGGAGUUUUCGUAGACCGAGUUUCCUCCUCUGCUAAGCCCUCCACAACAAAGAAGCCACUACUGCACCUGCGUGUCGAUGGUCUUGGUUGUAGAGUUGCAAAUGUCGUAGCGGGUUUCGGAGAGUGUUGCGGGACGGUGAAAAUCUAUGAAAACUCCUCAUUAUAAUACUAUAACUUGCACGAAAGAUUCUGAGUGGAAGAAUUUAUAGAAACUGGUUUCUACUGCUAGAAGUUGAUACUCAACCUGCUGUGGUGCAAAUCGGGCAAAGAACAAAGCUGCUCUGCACCUGGCUGAUGAGGUUCACCCAUUGUGUCAUUGUUGAGCUUCGGAAUGUCACUCUUAUUGAUGGCCCGUGUCACUUCACAAGCACUCUGGCACAUGGAAGCCCGAUAAAAGACCUGUUUGAAUGUAAUGUGAAACAUACAGUGGCCUUGAAAAAAAAAAGGCCAAAAGAACAAUUGCCCAGACUUCAUUGUUGCAGCUGGAUAACUACCUCCGCUUUAAAAUAAACAGAAUUUACAACAA
Ixodes scapularis (black-legged tick) is the source of this 3764-nucleotide messenger RNA. Its product is annotated as clarin-3. The record is from RefSeq and is a predicted model, not a curated record. Bases 168 to 878 code for a protein of 236 amino acids. The transcript is spliced from 3 exons. Lineage: Eukaryota; Metazoa; Arthropoda; Arachnida; Ixodida; Ixodidae.